GUCAGACAUCAAGGGAUUUCUAUUCUAUUUCUAUUCAUUUUGUUUUUACUGAAAGAGCCUGACAGAGCACAAGGAAUAUUUUGUAUCUUUUAAACUGGUGACCAAGACCUGACUAUAAAAGGAACAUAUAAUGACAGAUGAGCUGACGGUUGGCGAUAAAAUGAUGGAAAUAUGGAAGAGAGGAGACACAAAAAAAGAGUUAUCCCAAAUAGAUAAAGGAAUGGAAUCUCAGCCGAGGAAUAAAAUACUGCAUUCAAUUGAAGAAAUUCUGAAAAGGCCCUCAUGUGUCAGAAAAGAGAAUGAAGUACAUCGGAACUGGUCUGUCAUCAGAGAAAACAGCCAAGUAUAUAACCAGCAUCCAUGUACAGAAACUCAGAAUAUUCGACUACAUGAAGAGGCUCCAAAAGCUGCAGGAGACUGCAAGAGUCAAAGAAGAAAGAGGCAAACCAGGGUCACUUUUACACCAUUCCAGGUGCAGGAGCUCGAGAAGGUUUUCCAGCAAACUCAUUAUCCAGAUAUUAGCACCAGAGACCAGUUAGCCUCUCGCCUGCAGCUGACAGAGAGCCGAAUACAGAUUUGGUUCCAGAACCGCAGGGCCAAAUGGAGAAAGGUUGAAACACUCAGAGACAUAGAGCUGAUCACCAGGCAGCGCUUACUUUCGACCAAUCUUCACCGGCUUUAUUAUGAGAAGCCCCAGCUGCAAGCAAUGUGCUGCCUGCCCUGCUGUUUACCAAAACCUCUUCAAUCAAGGCUGUAUUUCAGCUCAUCAACAACACCGGCUGUGCUGAGCGCCGCACAUUCUCCUGGUCACAGGACUCCCUAUUUUAAAAUGCUGGGAACAGAACGAUAGCACCUUCACUAAUUCUGCGCAACAAUUUUUUUUACAUUGUUUUUAAUUACACGAGGCAAAGAAAAAAGUUUGAGAUGAUGUUAAAACGUAAACACGAAUCUGUAAAAUACUGUAGCGGUGUAUUUUGCUUUUAAUGUGUCACACUGUGUGAAGCUGAAAUAAAGGCACUGAUCCUUUUUUUUAUUUCAAUAAAGCUGAUUGCUUCAAA
Molecule: messenger RNA, 1058 nt
Organism: Neolamprologus brichardi
Lineage: Eukaryota; Metazoa; Chordata; Actinopteri; Cichliformes; Cichlidae
Biological process (GO): regulation of transcription by RNA polymerase II
Molecular function (GO): DNA-binding transcription factor activity, RNA polymerase II-specific; RNA polymerase II transcription regulatory region sequence-specific DNA binding
Source: RefSeq, a predicted model, not a curated record